Messenger RNA from Momordica charantia (bitter melon), 1693 nucleotides. RefSeq lists its product as uncharacterized. Gene Ontology annotation, molecular function: protein binding. Lineage: Eukaryota; Viridiplantae; Streptophyta; Magnoliopsida; Cucurbitales; Cucurbitaceae. The record is from RefSeq and is a predicted model, not a curated record.
GCGGCGUCGUUUUAUGGUUUAACGACCAAGGAAUAUCAAACUUGCCGAUAAGAGCAUUUGCCUCCAUCUGGUGGGCUCUGCUCCGGCUCCGAGCAGUGUCGCCGUUCGCCGAUUCACGGAGAUUUGCAGCGAAGCCAUGGAAGACACUUUCGAUAAAGCCACAGCGGCAGCUGAAGAGCUAUAUCAAAUCAGAGACACCUACUUUCCUGUAAAUCCCGAUGACAAAAUUUCCAAACUGCGAGAGUUAUCGGAUCUUGCUAUCAAGAUCCUCGAUUCCAUUCCUCCAGAACAAAGGAAAUCACCUUUGCAGCGUGCUAUGUACGAAUACCUAAGAGGAAAAAUGUUGGAUGUAUUUCCAGAAUAUAGAAAAGAAGCAGAGGAUCAUCUCUCAAAAGCUGUUAAGUUGAAUCCAUCUCUUGCCGACGCCUGGCUGUGUUUAGGUAACUGCAUUUGGAAAAAAGGAGAUCUAUCUUCAGCAAAGAACUGCUUUACUUUAGCCUUAAACAAGCGCCCCGAGAAAAAAUUACUUUGUCAGUUAUCAAUGCUUGAAAGGAAAAUUGCUCAAGAUACUGAGAAUGAGGCAAAACUUGUAGAGGAGAGUAUUCAACAUGCAAGAGAAGCAGUUACUUUGGAUGUUAAAGAUGGAAACUCUUGGUAUAAUCUAGGAAAUGCAUGCCUUACAAGUUUUUUUGUCACUGGAGCUUGGGAUCACAAUAAACUUCUGCAAUCUCUGAAGGCAUAUCAAAAUGCUGAAAAAGAUGAAAAAAUGAUGUCAAAUCCAGACUUAUAUUUCAAUUGUGCAACUGUUAACAAAUAUCUGGAGAACUAUGAGAGGGCCCUAAGUGGAUUUGAGGCUGCUGCUUUGAAGGAUCCUAGUCUUAGUGCUACCAAGGAGGUCCAGAAGAUGGUGAAUCUUCUUGACAAAUUGGAGAACAUGUUGAGGGCACAUGCUAAAACCCGAAGAGUUACAUCAUUGGCGUCAUCAGUGGAUAUUGUCAGUUCGAAUUCCUCAUACAAGAGAGCCACGGUAGAUCUUCUGUCAGAGGGUCUGAACAAAACAGUUGCCGUAAUUGGAAAGGUGCUGUUCUUCAUCAAGCACGACAGUCUUGCACCACUAUAUUAUUUGGUGUGUGAUUCAAACCAAACAUGCUUUGUUUUAUCUUUGUAUGGUAUGCGGAAUGAUACGGUCAAGGAAGGAGAUCAGAUAACGCUAUUGGAGCCCUAUUAUCGCAACUUCGAUUUUUCUUGGAAGGGAAAGCAUUACCGGUUCAAAUCAAUCCGUGUCGAUUUCUUAGAACAAGUUCUCAUCAACGGAAAAGCUCCACCUCCUCACCAAGCGGUCCAGACGUCGAUAUAUGCCCAACAUAAACCUUCUUAGUUGACUGCCUCUUCCAUGUCUUGGAUGGUCAUCUGUGUGUUAACUGUAAAUAGAUUUGGAAUGUGAAUGAAAGAUCUGUGGAAAUUUUGGACAAUCAGCACCAAGAGGAAUCAGAAGAAAACUCAUGCAUGGGAGUUUGCAGUUUGUUGUUGAACUUGCUGGGUGUUGUACUUUGAAUCUAUUUAUUGGGUGAUGUAUUUGAUAUUGUUUUUUCCCCUAUAAAAAUUACAGUCCUAGAAUUGUAAAUUUCUCACCAAAAUGGUUUUGUAUAGAGUGCCAAUAUUGCUAACGUUCAUGAACAGUCUUCUAUUAUUA